Molecule: messenger RNA, 288 nt
Organism: Arctia plantaginis
Lineage: Eukaryota; Metazoa; Arthropoda; Insecta; Lepidoptera; Erebidae
Source: the annotation of a GenBank genome assembly
AUGGCCGACCGGCCCGAGGCGGGCCGGUCGGCGGCGCUGGGCUCGAGUGCGACGUGUUGCGUGUCCGCAGAGGGCGCGGGCCGUGGGCGCUGGUGCUGGCGCUGGCGGCGGCGUGGUGGGGGCGCGGGCGCGCGCAACAUCGCAAGCACCGCGGCGCGCGGCGCUAGAGCCGCCCUGAGCGGCCGCUCCAGGAACAUAUUUAUUCUAGAUAGAUCUAAUGUUACGGGCCGAGCCGCCCGCCGCCCGCUCGAGCGAGACGCGCACGCACCUUCCAAUUCUAAAUUUUAA